Micropterus dolomieu (smallmouth bass) is the source of this 3979-nucleotide messenger RNA. RefSeq names its product lamin L3 (gene lmnl3). Lineage: Eukaryota; Metazoa; Chordata; Actinopteri; Centrarchiformes; Centrarchidae. The transcript is spliced from 11 exons. The record is from RefSeq and is a predicted model, not a curated record. The coding region runs from base 211 to 2055 and encodes 614 amino acids.
CAAGCACACAGGAGCAGAUCCAGGUUUUUCAUGCACUUUACGGGACUGGACGAAUGUGACUUUUAUUCAUUUUAAAUACUACGUACAUCCCUAGUUCGGAUGGGUGCACCUUACUGCGGCCCAUAGUUGUGUAUAUGUGUUUUAGACGCGACUACAGGAUCUAGAUCACUUGUGGACCCUGACUGCUGGAGUGUCCAGCCCACCACCAUCAUGGCCUCUGCCACCUCCACCCCCGCCGCCUCUGCAGGCCGCUCCAGCCGCUCCGCCAGCCGCCGCAGCGCAGCCGCGUCCAGCAGCAGUCCGACCUGCCUGUCCCGCACCCAGGAGAAGGAUGAGCUCCGUAACCUCAACGACCGCCUCGCUAACUACAUCCAGCGGGUUCAGGAGCUGGAAAGCGAAAGAUCAUCCAUGCUUAUUCAGCUGGAGGAAAAAGAUGAAUCGAAGAGCCGGGAGAUGGGCAACGUGCGGCGGCUGUACGAGGAGGAGUUGGCAGACGUCAGGAAGUCCCUGGACAGCCUGGCCGGAGAGCGGGCCCGUUUGCAGAUAGACUACGGGAACCUCUGCGAUGAGUACAGGAAACUUCAAGCCAGGAACCAGAAGAAAGAGGGCGAUCUGGCGAAUGCGUUGACCCAGUGGAGGAGCGUCGAGGAGACGCUCCGCUCCAAGGAUGCAGAGUACACGAAGCUGCUGUCUGCAAACAAGACACUCGGUGACGACUUUACGGACCUGCAGGGCCAGCUGGAACACGUAGAGGGGGUUCUGACAGAUGCAAAAAACCAACUGAGCUCAGAAAUCUUGAGGAGGGUUGAAAUGGAGAACCAGGUCCAAACACUCAAAGAACAGCUCGAACUCCAGAGGAACAUCAGUGAGCAGGAGAUCCUUGAGAUACGUAGCAGACACGAAAGCCGUCUAGUGGAAGUGGACUCGGGACGACGGAGAGAGUUCGAGAGUAAACUGGCAGAGACGAUGCAGCAACUCCGCCACGAUCAUGAGUGUCAGCUGAGCCAGUACAAAGAAGAGAUGGAAAGGACCUUCAGUUCAAAGUUACAGAAUGCCCAGCAGGCUGCCUUGGAGAAAAACGACACUGCGGCAGCGACGAAAGACGAACUGGAAACCACCAAGCUCAGAGUGGAGACUCUCAGCUCCCAGCUCCAGCAGUACCAGAAAGAUAAAAUGAUGCUGGAGAGCCGCUUUCAGGAGCUGGAGAGGACUCUUGACAGGGAGCGAGAAGUUUGGCAGCAGAAACUUUGUCAGAAAGAGCAGGAGAUGCUGAGCAUGCGAAGCCAGAUGUACAGCCAGCUGGAAGACUAUGAGAACCUGCUGGAUGUGAAGCUAGCCCUGGAUAUGGAAAUUAAUGCCUACAGGAAGAUGCUGGAGGUGGAGGAACAGAGAUUGCACCUUUCACCCAGCCCCUCACAGCGUGUGACCGUAGCCCGAACACAUGAACACAGCAGCCGCAAGCUCAGGGGACGGAAACGGAAACACGAGGGGGCCUCGGGCAGCUCGCCCGCCUAUAAAAUAGCAAGUCGUCCAACAGAGCAUGGCCUUCUGAGUGUUGCAGAAGUAGACAUGGAUGGAAAAUUUGUUAAAUUGAAGAACAAUGCUGACAUGGAGCAGCCGCUGGGUGGCUGGGUUGUCCGCAGGACGUUCCCAGACGCUGGAGACAUCUCCUUCCACAUCCCUUCCUCCUGCGUCCUGGCUGGUGGGCAGACUCUUACCAUCUGGGCAGCAGGAGCAGAGGCGGAGGCUGAGUCUGGGGACCUGAUUCUACAGGGGCACAGGAGCUGGGGCCCCGUAACUGAUGUGAGGGUGACCCUUGUGAACCCCAACCAUGAGGAAGUAGCGGAGCGCAGGAUAUGCAUGACGGGCAGAGGUGGCGAAGAGACCGAACUGGAAUUUGAUGAAGAAUUUGUCGCAGGCAGUGACAUCCAGCACUUUCGGAGACAGAAGUUUGCUGCUCAGUGUUUGUCUGGCCCCAGAGAUGUGCUCAUUUUCUGCAGUACAGGAAAUCCAGCUGCUGCUACUACAGGGGGGGAAAAAACAGCUACUUUGUAGCCCAGUAGGUGUCGUGGCAAAAAUAAAUGGUGCGUAUGAAUUGAUGAUCAUGCCCCCACAAUGUUGGACAUGUUUAACAAAUGUAAAACGCGCCAUUGUCAAAUGGGCAAAAUUCAAAGUGUAUUUCGAAAAUCAACACUACAUUGAAUUCAUACAUUGAAGUGGCUAAUUUAGAUUGGCCAUGGCCUGACCACUGACAGUCUCAUUUUUGCAGAGCAUUGGAUUAUACAGGUGUACUGCAUAUGUGCAACUGACAGCAGCAAAGCUUGCUCGCAUUGCGACACGUGACGUAUAAAGGUGUAGUAAACUAAUGAGAUAGAAGGAAUGAAGAGUAUGUACCCAAAUGCAGAAGCUAGCAUGUCCUAACACUCACUAUAUGUUCCUACUGCUACAGUAAGUUGACACUAGUGUUAACAUCGGUGCAAGGUAGGGACGAUCUGAAUAAGCUGCAUGCAGAACUUGCUCGCUUAUGUAUCUAUUAUGUUUGUUUGAUUUUGGAUGUAGAUGCAUGGAUAGUGCACACAAGAUUCAGACCCCUUCAAUUUUUCAAAUUUUAUGUUGCAUCCUUAUGCUUCGUGUUUGGUUUUUUUCCCUUCAUCAGUGUCUAUUUUAAGUCAGUCUACACUCAGUAGCCCCACAAAGAUGAAGCAAAAACAGAUUUUCAGACAUUUUCUUAAUUUUUAAGAAAAACCUGAAAUAUCACAUUGGCAUAAAUAUUCAGACCCUUUUCUGUUACACUUGAAAUGUAGCUCUAGGUCCUCUGUGAUAAAUUCAAUUAACUGGGCAUGAUUUGGACAGGCACUCUUGUCCAUAAAAGGUUGCACAGCUUCCAAAACAUAUCGGAGCAAAAUCCAAGGAAGUGCCUGCAGAGCUCUGACAGGAUUGUGUCGAGGCGCCAAGAGCACAAGGGCCUCCAUUAUUCUUAAUUGGAAGGAGUUUAGAGCAACCACAAAUGAGCAAUCGGGGAGAAGGGCCUUGGCAAGAGAGGUGACCAAGAACCCGAUGGACACUCGCUGAGCUUCAAAGAUCCUGUGAGAUGGCAGAAACUCCUGAAAGGCCUCCCAUCACUGCAACAACUCGGCCCAUCUAUGCUUUAUGGCAGAGGGGCCAGACGGAAGCCUCCGCUCAGUGAAAGACUCAUGAAAGCCUGGAGUUUACAAAAAGCACCUUGAGAACUCUGAUUGUGAGAAAGAUCUCAUCUAAUGAAACCAGAAUUGAACUAUUUGGCCUCAGUUAUAGGCAUCAUGUCUGCAGGAAACCAGGCACCGCUCAUCACCUGCGCAAUACCAUCCCAACAAAACACAAAGCAGGUGGUGGCGGCAGCAUCAUGCUGGGGGGUGUCUUUUUUUUUUUUUUUAUAGUUUGACAGCUAACUCCUGCUUGAGAUUGAGUCACCCUAGGGGUAUGGGUGGAUAUUUUGGCUUAAUCUUUGUACAGUGGGUAGAAGUGGAGAUGCGUUCAUCUUUAUAUACAGUCCAACCCAACAGCUUGAGAGGAUCUGCAGAGAAAAAUGGCAGAAAAUCCCCCUAUCAGUGGCCUGUACUACGAAGGGAGUUGAACCUACAGAGUUAACUCAGGGUUAUCAGGCAAACUCGGGCGUUGACAAACUCGGACUGCCUACACUGGAGUUAAACGGUACGAAGGUGAAUAAGAUGUUGGUUAGUUGAGUUGGUGUUAACUUAAUUGGAGUUGGUGCGCGUUAGCAUAAAAGGGGCUGUGCAAGCAGUUUUUCACAACGGAACAUGCUCUAUAUUUUCCCCAGUAGAAUGCACGUUGAUGGUGUCAGGAUAUGAGGAGUUUAAAGACUAGUAGCCAGGGAGGCUUGUUGGCAUCGCAUUGAGUAAAUGUGUAGCAUAGAAAACUGUCUGUCCCCAGAACAGUGCCUCCCAUUUAAAACGCACAAUUAAACCCUACAUAAAAACAG